Molecule: messenger RNA, 3936 nt
Organism: Jaculus jaculus (lesser Egyptian jerboa)
Lineage: Eukaryota; Metazoa; Chordata; Mammalia; Rodentia; Dipodidae
Gene: Sema4f
Product: ssemaphorin 4F
Exons: 14
Coding region: 1-2325 (774 amino acids)
Biological process (GO): positive regulation of cell migration; semaphorin-plexin signaling pathway; negative chemotaxis
Molecular function (GO): chemorepellent activity; semaphorin receptor binding
Source: RefSeq, a predicted model, not a curated record
AUGCUGGCCCGUGCAGCGCGGCCCCGCCCGGGCCCCGGGCCGCCUACGGCCUGGCCCUUGCCGCCGCCACCGCUGCUGCUGCUCCUGGCGGUGCUGAGCGGCCCGGUGUGCGGCCGCGUACCCCGCUCGGUUCCCAGGACUUCGCUUCCCAUCUCCGAGGUGGACUCUUAUCUCACACGGUUUGCUGUCCCUCAUAUAUACAAUUACUCUGUGCUCCUUGUGGAUCCUGCUUCCCACACACUUUACGUCGGUGCCCGGGACAGCAUCUUCGCGUUAUCCCUGCCCUUCUCAGGGCAAAGACCCCGCAGGAUCGACUGGAUGGUGCCCGAGCCUCACAGACAGAACUGUAGGAAGAAAGGCAAGAAAGAGGAUGAAUGUCACAAUUUUAUCCAGAUCCUCGCCAUUGCCAAUGCCUCUCACCUCUUCACUUGUGGCACCUUCGCUUUUGACCCAAAGUGCGGGGUUAUUGAUGUGUCCAGUUUCCAGCAGGUUGAGAGACUUGAGAGCGGCCGGGGGAAAUGUCCUUUUGAGCCAGCUCAGCGGUCAGCAGCUGUAAUGGCUGGGGGGGUCCUCUAUGCAGCCACUGUGAAAAACUACCUGGGGACGGAGCCGAUUAUCUCCAGGGCUGUGGGUCGCUCGGAGGACUGGAUUCGCACAGAGACCUUGCCGUCCUGGCUUAAUGCCCCAGCCUUUGUCGCAGCCAUGGUCUUGAGCCCAGCUGAGUGGGGGGAUGAAGAUGGCGACGAUGAAAUCUACUUCUUCUUUACGGAGACUUCCCGAAUGUUUGACUCAUACGAGCUCUUUAAGGUCCCACGGGUGGCCCGUGUGUGUGCGGGGGACCUUGGAGGUCGGAAGACACUCCAGCAGAGGUGGACGACAUUUCUGAAGGCUGACCUGCUGUGUCCAGGGCCUGAGUAUGGCCGGGCUUCUGGUGUCCUGCAGGACAUGGCCGAACUUCGACCUCAGCCUGGAUCAGGGACUCCCAUCUUUUAUGGCAUCUUUUCAUCCCAGUGGGAAGGAGCUGCCAUCUCUGCUGUGUGUGCCUUCCGACCACAAGACAUUCGGACAGUGCUGAGUGGUCCCUUUAGGGAGCUGAAACAUGAGUGUAACAGAGGACUGCCUGUCAUGGACAAUGAGGUGCCCCAGCCCAGACCUGGAGAGUGUAUCACCAAUAACAUGAAGAUGCAGCAGUUUGGUUCCUCGCUCUCCUUGCCUGACCGUGUGCUCACCUUCAUCCGGGACCAUCCACUCAUGGACAGACCAGUCUUUCCAGCUGAUGGCCGCCCCCUGCUGGUCACUACGGAUACAGCCUAUCUCAGAAUUGUGGCCCAUAGGGUGGCCAGCCUGUCGGGAAAAGAGUAUGACGUGCUGUACCUGGGGACAGAGGACGGACACCUCCACCGAGCAGUACGCAUUGGAACCCAGCUCAGUGUCCUCGAGGACCUGGCCUUAUUCCCAGAGCCACAGCCAGUUGAGAACAUGAAACUGUACCAUGGUUGGCUCCUGGUGGGUUCCCAUACACAGGUGACACAAGUGAACACCAGCAACUGUGGACGUCUGCAGAGCUGCUCUGAGUGUAUCCUGGCCCAGGACCCUGUCUGCGCUUGGAGCUUCCGGCUAGAUGCUUGUGUGGCCCACGUGGGGGAGCACCAAGGGCUGGUCCAAGACAUAGAGUCAGCAGAUGUCUCUUCUCUGUGUCCCAAGGAGCCUGGAGAACAUCCAGUAGUGUUUGAAGUUCCAGUGGCUACCGCGGCACAUGUGGUCCUGCCAUGUUCCCCCAGCUCUGCAUGGGCAUCUUGUGUAUGGCACCAGCCCAGUGGAGUGACUGCACUUAACCCCCGGCGGGAUGGUUUAGAGGUGGUAGUGACCCCAGGGGCCAUGGGUGCUUAUGCCUGUGAAUGCCAGGAGGGUGGAGCAGCCCGUGUUGUAGCGGCUUACAGCUUGGUGUGGGGCAGCCAGCGAGGCCCUUUGAUACGGGCCCAGACCCUUGGGGCUGGAGUGGUUGGGUUCUUCCUGGGGGUCUUUGCAGCAUCCCUAACUCUCCUGCUGAUUGGUCGGCGCCAGCAGCGAAGACGACAGAGGGAACUUCUGGCUAGAGACAAAGUGGGCUUAGACUUGGGGGCUCCACCAUCUGGGACCACAAGCUACAGCCAAGACCCUCCCUCUCCUUCUCCUGAAGAUGAACGGCUGCCUCUAGCCCUGGCUAAGAGGGCCAGUGGCUUUGGUGGCUUUCCUCCUCCCUUCUUGCUUGAUCCUUGCCCAAGCCCAGCCCAUAUUCGGCUAACUGGGGCUCCUCUAGCCACAUGUGAUGAAACAUCUAUAUGAUAGAAUCAGGUGAAUGACCUGGUGCAUGAGUGAUCACUGGAUCGAAGUGGCCACUGAGACUAGUGUCUCGGGGCCUGGAAGAUCACCAUGGCUGCUCAGUUCUCUUUGAAUCUGUCCUUUGGACCAGAUGGAUUUAGGGACAGGCCUUCGCCUGAUUCUGGAUUCUCGAUUCCUGUGAGAUCAGAACUGCUCUCUGCAGAGAUUCAGGGGCUUUCCCCAACCCCUGAGUCCCUGUGGCCCUUCUGCCUUGGGCCCAUCAGUUCUGGGACUGGAGCAAGCAUGUUACCUCUGACUUUGCUUUGUGAUGGGCCAUGGCAGAGAAGCGCCAUGGAGGUGGUCGGAGUUCAUGAACAUUGAGCCACUGGGCGGUUCUGCUGAUUUUUGAUUCUUCCAUUUAGCUGACUCUUUGGGGAGUGCAUGAUCCCUAGGCUGUCACAUGGAGCCUCUGCCUGAGUCCUCACCCCUCCCAGCUUCCCUUUGUCUGUGGAAGAGUGUGUGUAAAUACACUAGUGUGCCUAGGAGACCUGGCCACACGUGCAUGAGUGACAUGAGCCAGUACCUAGUGCUUUUGGGGGUUGAGAGGGAAAGGUCAGUACUUUAUACCCUGUAGCCAGUGAGGCAAGUCCUGCCUCUCUCCCCAUCACUCCACAGUGCUUCUUUAGAUUUGAGUAAGGAAAGCUCCCAAAGUGACCUUCUGGGUGGGAAGGAUGGUGGGACAUGUGGUCCUCUCCUUUUCCUUUGUGCCCUCUGCUGCCCCCACUGCCAUGCUGCGCUUUACCUGGCUGGAGUAGAGGCUGAGCCCCCUUUUCUUGGCUCCCAUUCAGAACUGAACUUCACAACAUUCUAAAUUUGGGGGGAUAACAAAGGGGUACAGUCAUAGGAAACACAAGCAGGUUAAAGAUAGGUUUCCUCAGUGACUUUACUCAGGGUGACAUUCUUGCCCUAAAGCAGGAGUCCCCAAGCUGGGGUACACAAAUACCCAGUAAUUGUAUGCAAAAUGUCUGUACAUGUGUGUCUGUAUUUUUAGGGGUGGGGAGCUAUGACUUUUAUCAAAUGCUCUAGGCCUUAACACAGUUAAAGUACCACUGCCCAAAGUCACCACCCUUGGACCAAGGAGAGGUAGUUUCACUCUGUGGCAGUUCCUCUUGGCCUCACCCUGUUGCCUGUGGCCAAUCCCUGCACUCAGCUGCUGGAGGCGCUCUGUUUUCUCCAGUCUGUGGAUGCUGGGCUGUGUGUGUCUUUGAAGACACACAACUCUCCUUCUGCUUCCCACUCUCACGUGCUCUGUGCUUCUGCUCAGUCCUGGUCUUGGCCUGUGAAUGUGCCUCUGUCAUCCUUGGUGAGAGGAACCCCUCAAGCUACAGAGAAUGAUGCAUUCCUUUGCAGCUGAAGUUUUCUGCUCUACUUUCCUCAGCAGCAGCCUGUGAACUACUCAAGUGUCCCCUUGGGUUUGGAGUUAUCAGUGGCUUUGCCACUAGUAAGUGUAUGAUCGUAGUCUAACCUAGGGACAUUGGUUUACUCAUCUGGAAAGUGGGGAUAAUACCUACCUCAGGGCUGCUACAAGGAGUACAUGAGAAAAUGUAUAACAAUAAAGCAUUAUAUAUACCAGCA